This is a messenger RNA of Anthostomella pinea, 1182 nucleotides long. NCBI's taxonomy places the organism in Eukaryota, Fungi, Ascomycota, Sordariomycetes, Xylariales, Xylariaceae. The record is from the annotation of a GenBank genome assembly.
AUGUCAGACAUCGACAAGAGACCGGGAACCUUCUCACCGUGGUGGUUCAACCGAAUAACCACUCUUGAUGAGCUCGACGAGUGCCUACGGAGCGACCAGUUCUCCUUCGUGGCGUUGGACACCGAGUUCAUCGCCAUGAACCACAGAACCUCAGCCGAGGUGCUCCAGUCAGUGACGACGAAACCUUUCGAGCCAUGCACUGAAGUUGGCCUCUCGUUCCUUCUGACUCUCCAUCCUUCGCAACAUGCGCAUACCCAAGCACCCGAGUGUACCGAUCUGGACACCUAUGUCGACGGCGUCGUGGAAGGCUUCAAGCGAGAGGCUGGCGGAAGACCCCUGAUGGUUGUAGGCUUCAGCCUAUUUAACGACCUCCGGCGGAUGUACGGCGAAUUCCCCCGAGCCGGACGGCAUUUUGCGGCCUGCGUUGACCUCGACAAGGUGCUUCAAAAUGCGAGGUCCUCCAGAACGCCUGGCAUGGGACUCGGCACUUCCCUGGCCAAAUUGGGAUAUCCGUAUAGCGAAUGCGCUGAUCAAUGGGGAUUGCCUCGCUGGAAUGGGAAGCAUUGCGCCGGCAUCGACGCCGUCAGGGUUUUUGCUCUGCUCGAAGGUCUGAAGUCAAUGGAUGAUAAGCUCGAGGGAAGCCUGCGUUUGAAUCCCAGCAGGACAAAGGAUCGGAGUGGUCCACUACUGCGUAUCUGGGAAUGCGCCGCCGAUCACUUAACUCGCCGGUACACUGCGAAAGUGGUUGCAGUAGGGGGUGGGGGAUUGCCCCCCAGCAUCGACUCUAUAUUCAAGCUUUCGUGCUACGUCCAAGCAGCCGGACACGACCCGUUCAUAGUCGCAGGAUAUGGGAACACUUACGACCGCGGGAUACACUCAUUUGGAAAACGUACCACACUGACUCGGCGAGAAGGCGGCUGGGUGAUCUUCGACAACGAGGCAGGUCUUGACAAGUUUGUGUCAGACAUGAACGGGAAAGCCGUCGACGCCGAGCGCUUGGAAGUGAUGAGUCUCCUAGACCCAGUCAAGCGGCAUGCUUUCGCAGAGGAGCAGAUGGAAAAGAAACUGCGGAGGGAGCAAAAGAGAAAUUGCACGCUGGCCCGGGCCCAGGCGCAGGCCCAGGGUCCAGCCAGCGAGGAGGACGAUGGCCCAAUGUACCUCGACAGUCUUGUGGACGAGUAA